UGGGAGGGGCUCCGGACCCCGUUCUCCGGCCGCUGAGUUCUCACUCACCCGUUCGGCAUGGCCUCCGUACUGAAGCGGGGGCCGCUCCUCGUCGUUAGCGCUCUGUCCGUGUUUUUCUUUCUCAUCGUUCUGCGGCUGAGAAACGAAAUGAACUUUUUGAAGCUGAUGAGCUGCUUUGGACGGACCGGUUCCGGGUGCGUUCCGGCCUCCGACGCUCUGCGCCACCCACCCACCUAUCACAGCGGCUACAUUAACAUCGGAACGCACGAGCCUCUCCAUCUGGACUGCGAUGUUUGCGCCGUCGUCUCCAACUCGGGUCAGGUUCUCGGUCAGAAGACGGGACCCGAAAUUGACCGGGCGACCUGCGUCUGGCGGAUGAAUAACGCGCCGACCAAAGGCUUCUCCGAAGACGUGGGCGAGAGGACGACGGUCCGGGUGGUCUCUCACACCAGCGUCCCCCUCCUGCUCAGGAACCCGGAGCAUUUUUUCAAGGAGGCGAACGGCACGGUCUACGUGGUUUGGGGUCCUUUCCGGAACAUGAGGGCCGACGGGAAAGGGAUCGUGUACAACAUGUUAAAAAAAACUCUGCAAAGCUACCGAGACGCAAAGGUCUACGUGACGAGCGAAACGCGCAUGAAUUACUGCGAUGAAGUCUUUAAGAAAGAAACCGGAAGAGACAGAGUCCAGUCCGGGUCUUACCUCAGCACCGGUUGGUUCACCCUAAUCCUCGCCAUGGAGGCGUGCGAGAGGAUCCGGGUCUACGGGAUGAUUAACGACACCUACUGCAGGACGGGGGGCUUUCGGAGGGUCCCGUAUCAUUACUACGAGCCGGGCCGCGACGAGUGCGACGAGUAUCUCCUGCAUGAGAACGCGGCACACGGAGGACACAGGUUUAUCACCGAAAAGCGAGUGUUCGCCAAGUGGGCAAAGCUGCACAAUAUAACGUUCACUCACCCAGACUGGGCAGCGUGACCUCCACUCACAGGGUUC
Spea bombifrons (plains spadefoot toad) is the source of this 990-nucleotide messenger RNA. RefSeq names its product ST6 N-acetylgalactosaminide alpha-2,6-sialyltransferase 3 (gene ST6GALNAC3). The transcript is spliced from 5 exons. Bases 58 to 972 code for a protein of 304 amino acids. Gene Ontology annotation, biological process: ganglioside biosynthetic process; oligosaccharide metabolic process. NCBI's taxonomy places the organism in Eukaryota, Metazoa, Chordata, Amphibia, Anura, Pelobatidae. Gene Ontology annotation, molecular function: alpha-N-acetylgalactosaminide alpha-2,6-sialyltransferase activity. The record is from RefSeq and is a predicted model, not a curated record.